GCGGGACCAGCUUGAGCGACUUUAGUGGCGACACGGUGAAGUAGCUACUGUUGUAUUAUUGAGGAGGGGAGAUCCCUACUCAGACAGCCGUUAAUUUGUUUGUUUUCUAGUUUGCUUUGACCACUCAAAUUUACUUCGAGCAAUUCUGUUUUACGGUAAAUGAGGAUCAACAACAGGGAGUAACUACUGUAGCAAGCUAGCUUUGGGUUUGUGGGUUGGUUGGUUGUCAGCGAGAGGUCUACGCGUUGGUUUGUUCGAUCACAGUGGAAGAGAACCGAACGUGAACGUAAUAACAGACGACAUUUUUGUAGAUGUGAGGAAACGUGUGAACAAUCAAAAGGUUUCUCAGGGGUUGGUUGUGGUGGAAUUUGAUAACUACCUUUGUUCUCUAAAAAGGUCUAGAUAGGUUUUUGUUUAUACAGAUCGUCGCGGACUAUGGCUCAUGGGCAUCAUGUAGCCAGUUCCCAAAAAGCACUCAUGUUAGAGAUGAAAAGUCUUCAAGAUGAGCCAGUUGAAGGGUUCAGGAUAACUUUAGUGGACGAGUCGGACUUGUACAACUGGGAAGUUGCAAUAUUUGGACCCCCAAAUACUCACUACGAGGGAGGUUAUUUUAAGGCUCAGAUCAAGUUCCCCAUCGACUAUCCCUACUCUCCUCCGGCCUUCCGCUUCCUCACCAAGAUGUGGCACCCCAACAUCUACGAGAACGGGGACGUGUGUAUCUCCAUCCUGCACCCCCCAGUGGACGACCCCCAGAGCGGAGAGCUGCCCUCUGAGAGAUGGAACCCUACACAGAAUGUCAGGACGAUCCUUCUGAGUGUCAUCUCUCUGCUCAACGAGCCUAACACAUCCUCCCCGGCCAAUGUGGACGCCUCCGUCAUGUACCGCAAGUGGAGGGACAGCAAGGGCAAGGACAGAGAGUUCACAGAGAUUAUCAGGAAACAGGUCCACGCCACCAAAGCGGAUGCUGAGCGGGACGGUGUGAAGGUGCCAACCACCCUGGCAGAGUACUGCGUCCGGACCCGUGCCCCACCCCCAGACGAGGGUUCCAACCUCUUCUACGAUGAUUACUAUGACGAUGAGGACUUGGAGGACGAAGACGAGGAAGAUGGCGAGGACUGCUGCUACGACGAAGAUGACUCGGGAACCGAGGAUUCCUGACGACCCGCCUCCCCAUCCCUUCCUCACCCCCCUGUCACCACACCCCCCUUAAACUGAACUCAUACUCCACCCUUCGUGUAUACACCCUUACAGAUCCCCCCCCCCACAGCAGUGCAGCCACACCUGCACGUUAAACUCAGAUGCGUUUAAAAGCUACGGAGUUAGUUUGUCCAUUUGUUUCUGGUGUUUUUAUUUUUCUGUUGGUCAGUGGAGUGUUAGAGAGAUAAUGUUAGACCUACAUAUUAUUCACAUGGUUUGCUCUUCAUGGCGAAGCCACUCAAUUCUCAAUUACCACUUGCUUUUGAAUGUUCUGUCUCCCGUAGAGUGUCUGUACCCAGACAGAGGCAGGCAGACCUGAGCUAGUGAUGGUCAUCUUAGCUGUGUGACCUCUCACCUGGUUGACAGCCGUGUGAAGCCAGCCUUCCUGGA
Molecule: messenger RNA, 1587 nt
Organism: Oncorhynchus gorbuscha (pink salmon)
Lineage: Eukaryota; Metazoa; Chordata; Actinopteri; Salmoniformes; Salmonidae
Product: ubiquitin-conjugating enzyme E2 R2-like
Exons: 5
Coding region: 436-1158 (240 amino acids)
Biological process (GO): ubiquitin-dependent protein catabolic process; protein polyubiquitination
Molecular function (GO): ubiquitin conjugating enzyme activity
Source: RefSeq, a predicted model, not a curated record